Haliaeetus leucocephalus (bald eagle) is the source of this 3317-nucleotide messenger RNA. It is a transcript of the gene EYA3, whose product is annotated as EYA transcriptional coactivator and phosphatase 3. The coding region runs from base 282 to 1958 and encodes 558 amino acids. Lineage: Eukaryota; Metazoa; Chordata; Aves; Accipitriformes; Accipitridae. Gene Ontology annotation, cellular component: nucleus. The record is from RefSeq and is a predicted model, not a curated record. The transcript has 17 exons. Gene Ontology annotation, molecular function: protein tyrosine phosphatase activity. Gene Ontology annotation, biological process: cell differentiation; positive regulation of DNA repair; negative regulation of extrinsic apoptotic signaling pathway in absence of ligand.
UUUGAACACAUUUUGACCUCUCAUGCUUAAAUUGCGUUUUCCUGGCUUUUUAUUUUUACUCACCUGAGAGAGACAAACUUGAAUAACAUGAUGAAGUUUUUAUGCUAGUGGGUUUCAUAUGUGGCAACAGUCUUUCUUUGACUACUGUGUCCGACUUGGAGGGCUUUACAGCCUGAUACCCAGCACAUACCUUCCCAGACCCCGUUCACAGAAGAUGUGCUAAACAGUGCUGUCUGCUAAGUGCCCUGCGGGGACCAGGAUGAACGGUGAAAAAAGCCAAGAUGCAGGAAUCCAGAGAACAAAGCUUGAGUCAUGUGAGCAACGCAGAAGUCAGCGAUCAGAAACCUGAAUCUUCAAGCCUUGGUUCAAACCUUCCCAUGUCCAGUGAGAUUAUGACAUGCACUGAAUAUAUCCCAAGGUCAUCAAAUGAUUAUACCUCACAAAUGUAUUCUGCAAAGCCAUAUGCACAUAUCCUUUCUGUACCUGUAUCGGAAACAAUGACCCCUUACCCUGGUCAGACUCAGUACCAAGCACUACAGCAGUCUCAGCCCUACACCAUCUACCCCCAGACCACCCAAACCUACGGACUACCUCCUUUUGGUGCACUGUGGCCAGGUAUGAAACCUGAAAGUGGUUUAAUUCAGACUCCAUCUACAAGUCAGCACAGUGUUCUUACCUGCACUACAGGGUUAACCACAAGCCAGCCCAGCCCAGCACAUUAUUCUUAUUCCAUUGAAGCAUCAACUACCAAUGCCAGUCCAGUCUCUACAUCCUCAACUGUUGUCAAUAUUUCCACAUCAGCAGUAGCCAGCAUCUCACAGGAAUAUCCUACGUACACGAUCCUUGGCCAAAGUCAGUACCAGACGUGUUACCCGACUUCUGGCUUUGGAGUUGUAACACCAGCAGACAGCAACACAGAGAGUACUGCAUUAGCAACAACUACGUAUCCAACCGAAAAACCAAACGCCAUGGUGCCUACGCGGACAGUGCAGAGACAUUCCUCUGGAGAUGCAUCCACAAGUCCUUCAUUAUCAAGAGCAACAGCAAGUAAAGAGUUAGAUGAGCAGGCAAGGAAAAACAUCCCUGGGAAGAACAGGGGGAAGAGGAAAGCAGACACCUCCUCCUCACAGGACAGUGAACUGGAGCGAGUGUUUCUCUGGGACCUGGAUGAGACCAUCAUAAUCUUCCAUUCACUUCUCACAGGGUCUUAUGCUCAAAAAUACGGCAAGGAUCCAACUCUAGUGAUUGGCUCAGGUCUGUCAAUGGAGGAGAUGAUUUUUGAAGUAGCUGAUACUCACUUGUUUUUCAAUGACUUGGAGGAGUGUGACCAGGUACACAUUGAAGAUGUGGCAUCUGAUGACAAUGGCCAAGAUUUAAGCAACUACAAUUUCUCCACGGAUGGCUUCAGUGGCUCAGGAAGUAACACAAAUCACAGCUCAUCAGUUGGUGUCCAGGGUGGAGUGGACUGGAUGAGAAAACUGGCCUUCCGCUACCGCAGGGUACGAGAGAUCUACGACAAAUACAAAACUAAUGUUGGAGGCCUUCUUAGCCCGCAGAAGAGGGAAGCUCUGCAGCGACUAAGGACCGAUAUAGAAGUGCUAACAGAUUCCUGGCUGGAAACAGCAUUAAAGUCCCUGCUACUUAUACAGUCCAGAAAAAACUGUGUGAACAUCCUGAUCACAACCACCCAACUGGUGCCAGCUCUUGCCAAAGUUCUCCUGUAUGGAUUGGGCGAGGUGUUUCCCAUCGAAAAUAUUUACAGUGCUACAAAAAUAGGUAAAGAGAGCUGUUUUGAGAGGAUUGUGUCACGAUUUGGAAAGAAAGUCACCUAUGUGGUAAUUGGAGAUGGGCGUGAUGAAGAGGUUGCAGCUAAGCAGCACAACAUGCCUUUCUGGAGGAUCACAAAUCAUGCAGACCUCUUGUCCCUUCACCAAGCCCUCGAGUUAGACUUUCUGUAAGAAGUUGGAGCAAAGGCGUGACUACAGCUCCUGCAAGCCCUCUCCAUCGCUGGGGAGGCAGAAAUCUAUUACAUUUGGGGACUCACUUUUCAGGUUGAUGAAGAAAACAUACCUAAUGCAAACUGUACAGUAGAACAUGACACCAGUUUGUUUCCUCAGGAGCACAGGCCCUGCCAAGUACAAAGGUGUCCUAUAAAGAAGCACUAGACUCAGUAAAGCUAGAGCUUGUCUGAAGAAGAGACUUACAGAAGCCAGCUGAAUUCCUCUAGCAGGUAGUCUCCAGAGGGAAGGGGUGAUACAGCAGCAGAAGUAUUUGUAAGAGCCUUCUCCUUUCUAUUCAGCUUAGUUGUAGAACCCAAGUAAACACAAAAACUUAUUUUUAUAGAAAAAUACUGAUGGCAGAGCUGACCCUCCCUUGUUUCGCAAAGCUGAAAAGAGCUAUGUUUUUUUUCAUAGGAAAUAUUAAUGAAAAUGUCAAAAAUACCUCUAUUGCUGUGAAAUGUGUCCUCUCUCCUUCCCUGGGUGUUCAAAGCAGUUAAUUUAUUACAAUGUCCUUAUGUUAUUUCCUCAACAUGGGAUUACUGGAAAAUAGAAAGAUAUGGGAAUGUUUCUGGGAUACGUGGUUCCUUAUAGAGGAAAUUGUUGGUGUUCUGAGUUGAUCCCGGUGGCUUCUAGUCAAUGUGUGCACAAGCCCUGUUAACAAGCAGGAGAUCAUUGGAUUCCAGCUAUCCAUGACCCAGACCAUACAUCCCACAGAUUUUCCCUGUAAAAGAAAACAAAACUGCUUAUGAACAUUAGAUACAGCACAACACUAUUGCAGACUGCUCAGAUGUGAAUAGAGUCCUUGUCUGGACUAGGAAUAAUUUGAGAGAACUAAAUCCUCUUGAAUGUUACAAAGAAGAGUAUGGUUAUUAAUCUUCACCUCUGCUUUCCUGACUCCAUUUGUGAGAGUAAGUUCCUUUUAGUAGAAUCAGAUUCAAUUUUCUUGUAUUCUUCUUUGCAUUAGCCUAACUACAUAGGUAGAAACAACACUCACGUUAAGAGGGACUUAAUUUUCUAAGACACUGUGACUUGGCAGCCUGGAGGACGCUGACCUUAGGAGUGAUGGUUACGCUGAUUUUUCUGCUACCAUCUUGGAAAAAAAGGCUGAAGUCAGUGACUUGCAGUACCACUGGCCAGAAAUAGCCAGCUGGAGACUGGGGGCUGGCAUGGAGCACUGGGUUUGUGCCAGGUUGGGCUGUGUUCAGCGAUAUCUGCCUCCUCCCUGUACCCCGGUGGCACCAAAUCAGCAGGUGCCUUGAGUUUCUGCGCAGAGGACAGAUGUCUGCUGCGCCCCACUGCAUGCCUCUGCUGCUCCUG